UCCGCCUCCACUUCCCCGCUCCCCCGUGCCGGGGCGGGCAGCUGUAAACAAACAGGGCGGCGGGUCAUGGCGGCGGCUUUGGGCCGCGCUGGGGGUCUGUGAGUGUCGGUACCCGCCGGGGCGGGGGCAGGCGGCUCCGGUGCGCUCCCCGCGCAGGGGCUGUGGCUGUGCGGGGUCGGGGCUGGCGGCACACAUGGAUGACAGCAAGGUGGUUGGAGGCAAGGUGAAGAAACCAGGCAAGCGAGGGCGUAAACCAGCCAAAAUAGACUUGAAGGCAAAACUCGAAAGAAGUCGUCAGAGUGCAAGAGAGUGCAGAGCCAGGAAGAAGCUGAGGUACCAGUACCUGGAAGAGCUGGUUUCAAGCAGAGAGCGAGCCAUCUGUGCUCUCAGAGAAGAGCUUGAAAUGUACAAGCAGUGGUGCAUGGCGAUGGACCAAGGGAAAAUCCCCUCUGAAAUAAAAGCUCUGCUAACUGGGGAGGAGCAAGGCAAAGCACAGCAGAACUCAGCCAAACUUGCCAAGGCUGGGAAGACAGAAGCAAACAGCAGCAAUCCCUAAACAACGUGAAAACCACAUUUUUAACUGUAACAAUCUUCCCCCAUGGUGCAUCAUUCACAGGAGGCCAAUGCAGAACCUUCCGCACUGCAGCAGCGAUAGCUUGGUAGCGGGCAGAAGAACGCUGUUGUCAGAGAAGUGGAUGCAUCCCCAGGUGCAGGGGGAAGGAUCCCAGUCCGCUGUCUUCUCUUUGCUACUCCUCACAUGAAACUCUUUGAUUGUGGUGUUCCUAAGCCUGUGUGGAGUGGGGUUUUGGGGUAACAGGUGUUUGUGUAAGCAGAGCCUUGUUCUUCCUUUCUCUAAACCACCCUCCCCAAAUACAGCUAUGACAGCUUUUGGGCAUUCCCAAUAAGAGAUGGGGGCAGGUUUUGUUAUUAGGCUGCCUUUGCGGUCAGUAGUUGCGUUGUGGGAGUCUGAGAGGUUCUGUAAAACAAAAGCGAGAGGAGAAUCUCGUAACAGCUUUGCUAAAACAGAAUAGAGUACUGUAGGUCAAGGAGAAGGAACUGGAUCAAAAGCUUUGAGUAAGAAGGUUUAUAGUAAUGUAAUUUCUAACCUGAAAGAUGUUGCUUUCAGUAUCCUUUUAUAAUAUAACACAUCUUUUACGUUACUGGGACUCGUAAGGAGAGGUACUAGAUCUAUUCCCUGCUUCUGCCCAUAACUACUUUUGCAAGAUGUAUUUCCCAUCGCCCAUGCUCCUGGUAAGACAGUCAAAGGAUAUCCUUCCACCUUGCUUCCAGCCGUGGAACAACUGCAGGUUCCUCCAACCCGUUGUGCCCUGCUGUCUUUAUCUACCUACACUUUGGGCCCUGGUAUCUUUCUAGCCUGCAACUUAACAUGAAUUCUGCUGUGCUAUCCCGGCUUCCCAGGCAGGGAUAACGCCAAGAACUGGUAGCAAGAACAGGUUGUGUCAGUUUGGUUUUAUGAUGAGAGAUGAUGGCAGAAGUCUUGUGGGCUGACUUACUCAUCCCAGAUAUUGACAGAUAACCUGCCACUUUCCUUAGACCGCUCUUUCUCCUGUAUGAGCAGUUUUUGCAUUUAUAUGAUGCAAUGAGGAGAGUGGAGCUCUUGGGAUUUUCAGUGGGGGUUUUGCUUGCUUAUUCUCUGUUUUGUUUGUGACAAUGUUUCUCUGUAUUUUAUGAAAUGCAUGGAAUAUUUUUUUAAUCAUGUUUUCUUCUUUGUUACAUAGAAUAAAUAUUAUAAUGAAUGAC
Molecule: messenger RNA, 1761 nt
Organism: Columba livia (rock pigeon)
Lineage: Eukaryota; Metazoa; Chordata; Aves; Columbiformes; Columbidae
Gene: CREBL2
Product: cAMP responsive element binding protein like 2
Exons: 4
Coding region: 194-556 (120 amino acids)
Biological process (GO): regulation of DNA-templated transcription
Cellular component (GO): nucleus
Molecular function (GO): DNA-binding transcription factor activity
Source: RefSeq, a predicted model, not a curated record